Messenger RNA from Ilex paraguariensis (yerba mate), 1635 nucleotides. NCBI's taxonomy places the organism in Eukaryota, Viridiplantae, Streptophyta, Magnoliopsida, Aquifoliales, Aquifoliaceae. The record is from the annotation of a GenBank genome assembly.
AAACAACAUUUGGGGCUCAAGGGUUUUGCAAUCGGUCCUCCAUCUUCUUUGAAGCCCUCACCAAUCGGAAACACACUCCCUUUGUCGCCGUUAUUCCUUCCGUCUGAUCUCCAGCCAAAUAGCUCAUGGACGACUCUAAUGCUAUGAUAAACACCUUUGACGGAGAGACUGACGACGUUGGAACAGACUCACAUCACUUUGAAGACGAUAAGCCCCAACCUGAGACAGGAGAUGGAGCCAGCCCUGGAAAGAUAUUUAUUGGAGGUUUGGCGAGAGAGACAACUCCCGCACAAUUUGUUAAGCAUUUUGGUAAAUAUGGUGAAAUUACGGAUUCUGUUAUAAUGAAGGAUCGGACAACUGGGCAACCCCGUGGAUUUGGGUUCAUCACUUAUGCAGAUUCAUCAGUUGUUGAUAAAGUCAUUGAGGACACACAUAUUAUUAAUGAUAAACAAGUAGAAAUCAAGCGGACUAUACCAAGAGGAACCAUUGGCUCUAAAGAUUUCAAGACGAAGAAGAUUUUUGUGGGUGGUAUUCCAACAACAGUGACCGAAGAUGAGUUGAAAGAUUUCUUUUCCAAAUAUGGAGAGGUCAAGGACCAUCAGAUCAUGCGGGACCAUUCCACCAAUCGUUCUCGUGGCUUUGCAUUUGUUACAUUUGAUAUGGAGCAAUCUGUUGAUGAUCUCUUGGCAACUGGAAAUAGGCUUGAAUUUGGAGGAGCGCAGGUGGAAAUCAAGAAGGCUGAGCCAAAGAAACCAAACCAACCACCUCCACCAUCCAAACGCCAUAGUAAUCCAAAAGCUGCAUAUGGAAGGGGGUUUGGAGAUACUUAUGGUGGAUUCGGUGGUGCUGGCUUUGAUUCUGGUUCUAAUAGGUCCGGUGGGGCCUACGGAGGUAGGGCCAGUGCUUAUGGGGGAUAUGGUGGAAAUGAGUAUGGUGGGUAUGGGGGAUAUGGUGGUGGUAGUUUUGGAGGUUAUAGAGAACCCUCUUUUGGAUUUUCAGGCCGAUAUGGUGGAGGCUUGGGUAGAGGUUACGGCCUAGGUGCUGGUUAUGGUGAGCCUAGUGAGGGCUAUGGAGGAUAUGGUGGUGUUGGCAGUGGAUAUGGGGGUAGCUACGAUGCUGGCCUUGGGGGUGGCUAUGGAGGUAGCAGUGGAGGAUCUUUCUAUGGCAGCAGAGGAGGUUAUGGGGGUGGAAGGAGUGGUCGAUAUCAUCCUUAUGGAAGGUAGAGGAGUGUUGAAGCGGACGAGUCUUCAGGGUUGAGCAGCAAAGGAAGCUUGACUUCCUUUUACACAUCCAGCACUUUUAUUCAUGUGCAAUCCUACACUUUCAGGUACUUCUUUUGAUUUGUUAUGAAGAAAGGGGAUUUUGUAUCCACGGCUUGUUGUCAACCCAAUUAUCUGUGCUUUACAAAGAAGAGACGGAAUAUUAUUGUUCUGUUCAAAUUGACGUGUUAAUUUAGAUGAGCUGAAGAUUAUCUUCAAUUGUAGAAACAAUUGCAGAUGGCUAUAUUCUCAUUUUCUGAUUCUUGUUCAAAUGAAUGUGGUCGCAUACAUUGUGUUUAUGCAUUUAUUUGUAUCGUUUGCAGCUUGACUUGUUUCUCUUUUUGUAAUUUGGCUGGUAAAGAUGUUUCCCUUCUGG